GCUCCUGCAGUGUUUGGGCUCAGCAGGUCAGAGUGAAGAUAAGAACCCGGCCAUGCGACCCAGGAUCUUCACCUUUGGAGUUCUACUGGUGGUUCUGACGGCCUCAGGAGCCGGCGGCGGGUCAAACUCUUGUGGAGAUGCUCCUCUAAACACCAAGGCAGAGGCCAGGAUCGUUGGAGGUCAGGAUGCUUCUCCAGGAGCCUGGCCAUGGAUGGUCAGUCUGCACAAACUCAGACAUUUCUGUGGAGGAUCUCUGAUCAACGACCAGUGGGUCCUGACUGCUGCUCAGUGUUUCUCCAGCACCAACCCUUCAGAGGUGACCGUUUACAUCGGACGGCACGCACAGGAGGAGCCAAACAGUCAGGAGGAGGUCCGCUCAGCGCUGCUGGUCAUCAAGCAUCCAAGCUACAAUGAGAGGACCAAAGAUGGAGACCUGGCGCUGCUGAAGCUGUCGUCUCCAGUGACCUUCAGCGACUUCAUCAGGCCGGUCUGCCUGGCUGGACAGGAAAGCUUCUUCCCAGAUGGUCUGGAAGUCUGGGCCACUGGAUGGGGAAGGAUUCUGUCUGACGCUUAUCUUCCGUCUCCUGAGACGCUGCAGGAGGUCAGCCUUCCCAUCGUCUCCAACAUCAAGUGUGACGCAGCCUAUGGAUCCAUCACCACCAACAUGAUCUGUGCCGGUCCUAAUUUCAGAGGGAAGGGGUUCUGUGAGAAGGACGCCGGCAGCCCUCUGGUGACCCUGAACGGCAGCAGGUGGGUCCAGGCCGGAGUGGUGAGCUUUGCCCGGGGAUGCGGGUAUCCAAAGUUCCCAGGAGUCUACACCCGAGUGUCCCAGUACCAGACCUGGAUCAACAGCCAGAUCCUGAAAGACCCGCCUGGAUACAUCACCUUCUACAGAGCGUCCACCAGAAGCGUCCACUCCGUGUCCUCAGCCCUGCUGCUGGUCGUCCAGCCCAUCCUCACCUUUAUAGUCCUCACAGCGGACUGAUGGUCCGUCUGUGCGCUGCUCCAUUUUACUUCUGAUCCAAUAGCUUCUGCUAGAAAAUAAUCACCUGCUGGAAAUGAUCCCUUUUUUAUCUCCAUGGAAACC
Messenger RNA from Cyprinodon variegatus (sheepshead minnow), 1087 nucleotides. RefSeq names its product mast cell tryptase-like. The record is from RefSeq and is a predicted model, not a curated record. Gene Ontology annotation, molecular function: serine-type endopeptidase activity. The transcript has 6 exons. Lineage: Eukaryota; Metazoa; Chordata; Actinopteri; Cyprinodontiformes; Cyprinodontidae. The coding region runs from base 53 to 985 and encodes 310 amino acids. Gene Ontology annotation, biological process: proteolysis.